AUGCCUCCUCCAUUUCAAGGAAACUCUGGACAGGGUCUUGCCAACAAAAACCCAAUGUUAAACUACCACACAGAUCUCAGUUUCCAGAGCCCACAGCACAACACAAACACUGAACCAAACUCCCCGCAGGCUAUAGGAAUUAAUCCCAUAUCAGAAUGUGUCUCGAAUCAGGUUCAUCCUAUCAUAGAAAAUGGUUGGAAUCGACCUUCACCUAUGACAGCUAAUGGACCGCAUGGAGGAGGUCAACCGAUGGAAUUUAACCACUCAGAGCCACACUAUCCAAGACAAGAAACCUACAAUCAAAACGCAAAUACACCUUUUCCCCUCGAAGAAAAUGAACAGAAUUCUCAGCAGUGGCCUGAAGCUCUCCAACAACAAUCAAAUUUCAAUGCUCGGUUCCAACAACCUAACAUGAAUGCUAGUCAAAUCCCGCCUCAAGCUACAAUAGCCAAUGCUCCGACACCACACCAACUACACCAAUGGGUCAAUGGAAGUUCAAGAACAUUGGCCCCCAUUGCAGCAUAUAGCCCGAAUCCUCGGCUGGUGCAGGGUGAGUCCGAUAAUGGACUGGGCUUCGGGCGUCUAAACUCUAACGGUGGCUAUACUCCGCAACGCAGGAUACCAGUAUCUAAGCUGCGCACUCAGUUGAUUUCGGUAGCUCGUGAGAUCAAGCUAAGAACUGUGGAGAGUAUAAAUGCACCUUCAGAACAUGUGCAACCUCAAGGAGACGAAGAACUCUUUAUGCUCUACCUUGUUGUUUUAGGGCAAUAUAUCCUACAAGGAGGAUGCGCUUGGUAUACCAACCUUCCUCCUCCAGCCUCCAAUAUUCUCACCUCACCUCGGGCCACAAAUUCGUUUUCUUCGAGCCCUAUCCCGUUUAAGCUAGACAAAAUCAAGAGAGAGAGUCAAACAAAUGAUGGAAUUGAUGGAAACCAGUGUGUCUAUAAGGAAGUAAGUCCAAUCGAUACUACAGACUUGGACACUGUUCUUCAGGAUCCGAACCUUUUCGAGCUCGAUGACAUAGAGCAUCCUGCUCCUCUGGACUCUGGAGGUGCUCUCGUCGAUCCAGAUUAUUUUAAUAUUUGUUCGGAGGAAUCUCCUAGUAUUUCAAUAAAUGAUGGAGGUUCCCAUUCUUCAUCUUCUCCUCAGGUGCCUGGAAACCCUAAUGCUAGUCUUUCAACACCCUCCACACGAGUCCGUUCUCUUUCACCUUGUGCGCCGGUGUUUGUCCCCGCGAGCGAAGGUCAUCAAACAAUUUCAUGUGUUGAUGACGAUCACGGGCCUCUGGUAUCUACAGACAACAAAAUAUUAUCAAAGAGUCAUUCUGAACCGGCAAAAGCUCUAAUUUACUGUCCACGUAUGAACUCUGUAUCUUUUGUGAAUGAGAAGAUACUUACAGACCCUUUUGUCACCAAAAACUCGUCAAAUACAUCCACUCCGUCCAUGGGAUCCAUUCAGCGAAAUCGAUCCUACUUGUCGACUCCACUGACUCCUAUUAGUCCUUCCCUUCACGCUAGCCCAUCCACUCUAGGCAGUCCAUCCCCUAGAGAACGAUUUGUUGCUCAGGGACCAAUGGAAAUCCCUAGUAACAUCUGUUUCAUCCGUACAAAACAUUAUGUGAUGGGUUCUGCAAGCUGGUUCUACUCACAACUCUGGGUUCCGAGACCUUAUCACGAGAUUCUUACUCGUAAAUCAUUUAAAAGGCUUGAGGAACUCAAACAAGCGUCAACACAGUCAGCCCCCGAGCUAUCGACUAUACCAACUGGAUACGUAGACUUUUACGGAAAACCUAUAUUCUUUCAAGCAGGUAAUUCUAGGCCUGAGCCUAAACCCGUAUUGUGUCCCAGUAGCGACGACUUGGAUGUCAACUGGAAUGCGACACCAGCCGAAAGAAGGAGGAUCAGAUUAACCAAGAAGAGACAAAUGUGGGUAGAGUGGCAAGAACGAGCGCGGGAUGUAAGAUUCUUUUGGUAUCUUCGGGAGCAAUGGGGCCAAAUAAAGGGCUGGACAGAGACAAACAACGGAUGCGGAAAUAAUGCAAAGGCAGAAGAGAUGGAUAUGUCUGAUCAUUAUAAAUUGAUGAUAAUAGUACAAUUCACGUCUAAACAAGGGUUUGGCACAAUACAGAUUAGUUCUGAGGACAAGAAGAAAAUUUUGAAUGGAAGAUCAAUUAAGCAAUUUAACAGGGACUGGGAAGAGACACAGAGAAAAUUCGGUAAUUCGAAUUGGUCGAAUGAGAAAACAUGGAGGUAUUGA
Botrytis byssoidea is the source of this 2256-nucleotide messenger RNA. RefSeq lists its product as uncharacterized. The record is from RefSeq and is a predicted model, not a curated record. The transcript has 3 exons. The coding region runs from base 1 to 2256 and encodes 751 amino acids. NCBI's taxonomy places the organism in Eukaryota, Fungi, Ascomycota, Leotiomycetes, Helotiales, Sclerotiniaceae.